AUCAGCUGUACUUGGCUGCAAAUACUUUCUAUCUAUUUUUCUAUCUUCGUAUCUAUGGCUGAGAGACAACUCGUCGUCUUCGACUUUGACUGGUCUAUGGCUGAUCAGGAUACCGAUAGAUGGAUUUUCGAAGUAAAUGCUCCAGAUAUCCGACGAAAGAUGGAGGAUUUAGAGAGCAGCGUACAGUGGACUGAUCUUGUGGCACAAUCGUUACUCGAGGGCUACGAAAAAGGAAUUAAGAGAAAAGAUAUUGAGCAUGCCCUCAAAAUAAUCCCAUACCAUCCUGCAAUGGUACGGGCUGUAACAACUUUGAAAGCCCGGGGAAAUACCACCUUUCUGUGCUUAUCCAAUGCAAAUUCCGUCUUCAUCUCGACUAUUCUCCAAGAAAAGGGCCUUGACACGUUGUUCGAGGAGAUCAUAACAAAUCCAGCCGAAUGGGACACUUCGGGACUAUUGAAGCUACGACGCAGAAUUGACCCAGAAGGACCUCAGCACGGCUGUAAAAUUGGAUGCAGUCCGAACAUGUGCAAAGGUGAGGAAUUAGACGCGUUUCUUGCGCGACAUGACUCUACGUACGAUCGUAUAAUAUAUGUUGGUGACGGAUCCAACGACUUCUGUCCAGUAUUACAUCUUCGAAGCCAGGAUAUCGUUUGCUGUAGAACCUUCGGUGGUUUACCAAAGCGCAUUGCUAGAGACGGUGAACUGUUUGGUCUCAAAUGCCAAGUCAAAUAUUGGACUGGUGCAUGGGAGCUUGAGGAAAUAUUUAACACACUGUAGAAUCAAUAAUUUAUAACACACGCCAAUACAGCGUCUUUACCGUUAUGCCUCUCUUAUACAUAGGACUGGCUUUCGAUUGUGCUGCAAUUGUGACUUCUGAAUGAGAUUUCUGAAGAAAAGAAGAAAAAUCGUUGGGGUAGCUUAUGCCAAUAGGUAUGGAAUAAGUGCAGUGUAACUAUGUCCCCGACGAUCAUAUAGUCCUUGUUAGGCAAGCACACAGAAGUUCAUGCAGCAAAAAUUUAUGCGACGAGA
Messenger RNA from Lentinula edodes (shiitake mushroom), 1029 nucleotides. RefSeq names its product phosphatase phospho-type. The record is from RefSeq and is a predicted model, not a curated record. Gene Ontology annotation, molecular function: phosphatase activity. The coding region runs from base 55 to 777 and encodes 240 amino acids. Lineage: Eukaryota; Fungi; Basidiomycota; Agaricomycetes; Agaricales; Omphalotaceae. The transcript has 7 exons.